Messenger RNA from Linum trigynum, 2136 nucleotides. The record is from the annotation of a GenBank genome assembly. NCBI's taxonomy places the organism in Eukaryota, Viridiplantae, Streptophyta, Magnoliopsida, Malpighiales, Linaceae.
CUAUACUUCGGUUGCAUCCUAUUUUUACUCCGCCGACCAUCAGCUAUACCAGAAAAUUGUACUGAUCCUAAGUGGAAACACUUCAAGGUCUGUUAAUUAUUUGAAUUUUCUUUAACUUGCAAGGUUAGCUGCAAUUACUAUCCUAAAACAGCUAGUUUUUCUGUGGUAAAGGGUUGCUUAGGGGCACUAGACGGGACACAUGUGAGGCUGUGUGUUAGGACAGAAGAUAAACCUAGGUAUCGAGAUCGGGAAGGGCAUAUUACAAUGAAUGUUUUGGGAGUGUGCAACCCCAACCUCGAGUUUAUAUACUGCUUAGCUGGAUGGGAGGGUUCAGCCCAUGACGGAAAGGUUCUUAGAGAUGCAUUAGCUAGGACAAAUGGACUACGCGUUGAGAAAGGAAAAUACUACUUAGUAGAUGCCGGGUAUAGCAACUCUAAAGGGUUUUUAGCUCCAUAUAGAGGUCAAAGGUAUCAUUUGAAAGAGUGGGGAGGAGGUAAUAAACCAUUAACAGCUGAGGAGUACUUCAAUAUGAAGCAUGCCACAGCAAGAAACGUUGUUGAGAGGAUUUUUGGUAUUUUGAAAAUGAGAUGGGCCAUUAUUAGAGAAACCAGCUGGUUCUCCCCUGAGGUUGUUACACUAUUAGUGAAUGCAUGUUGCUUGCUGCAUAAUUUCAUCAAGCUGGAGCAGGGAGUUGACACUUUUGAGAGAGAUUAUAGGGACCAAGAACCUGAGCAGCAUCCUUCAUCUGUUGUGGAAGAAAUUGAUCUAGUCUCUGGAGUAUGUCCUUCACAAAGUUGGACUCAUUAUAGGGAUGCAAAAGCAGUAGACAUGAUGGCAAAGAAGAGAAAGCAGGUGAUACAAGUUGAAGGAGAAGUUCAGCCUACAGGCCCCUACUUCUCGUGGGAUGAGAAGCUUAAUGCAUUGCUCAUACAAUGCAUGGUGGAGUUAGUACAAAGACAUCAAGUUGAAAACGGUUCCUUUAAGAAUGGGACCUUUUCUAAGCUCCAAACCAUGAUGGAGGAGAGGGCUCCAGGUUGUGGUGUGCAGAUUGAACCGCAUAUCCGUAGCAGACACAAGAAAUUGAAGAAGGACUUUCAUGUUGUACACUUGCUGAAAAAUCAGAGUGGUUGUGGGUGGGAUGUUGCAACCUCUACUCCAACACUAGAUGAUGACGUUUUUGCAAGUGUAGUUAAGGUUUUCCCAAACUGCAAAAAUAUGAACAGGAAGCCUUUCCCAUUCUAUAAUGACCUAUUCAAAGUGUUUGGGAAGGUUGGACCUGCCAAUGGAAAGAAGACUUUUGGUCUGACUGAUGAUGUUGACUCCCCAGUGGUUGAUGUAACUGCAUUUGUUGACUUGGAUGGGCUUCAGACGCCGAGUGUAGAGAGGUUUAUGGAGGAUUUGAUAAAUGAAGGGAUUGAGAGUCAGAGGGUCACUCCUCCAUCUCCUGCAGUUGUGCCUCCGCAUCUAGCUGCUGUUCAUCCAGGAGAAGGGAGCAACAAGAGGGCUAAGAAGAUAGAGAGUAAGACCGAUGAUGCUAUUGCUGCUGUAGCUCAAGAAUUGUGUGGAUUGAAGCCUGUCAUAUCCAAGGCACUUGAUGCUCUAGGCACCAUUAUAGAAGACCGUGAGGAAGACACUGGAAAGGAAGCUACAUUGAUGGCUGAGAUUGGGAAAAUAGAAGGCCUUGGACGCUGCCAAGUUCUAGAUGCUGCUAUGGCAUUAGUUGAGAAUGAUCGCAAGACAAGACUUUUCUUCUCUCUUGAUAAUGAGGAGGAUCGAAAGUACUUCAUUCACAACUUACUGCGUUGAGAAGUGCUGAAUCAUGGGAGCUAUUAGCUAUAGUAUGUUGUGUCGUAUAUAUGUAUGCAGUGUUGUACAUUUUGAACUGAACACAUAUAGUAUGGAUAGGAAACUCGACCUCUUAUGCAGAGCUGACUCAGAAGAGCUAGCAUGCAACUGUUAAAGUAGGAGGUCGAUUAUUUUGGAAAGUUUCCAAGCCAUUCCAAUAUGUGUCGAAGAAUUGGCUAUGUAUUCAGUUUAAGUUGUAUAUUUCUGACUUAUUAAUAUAUGCAGGUUAUUUAUGUAUAUAUGCUGCAAUCUUAUAAUUUUCAUUUCCAUUACUAAAGACUAUGGCUUGAU